Colletes gigas is the source of this 2893-nucleotide messenger RNA. RefSeq names its product eukaryotic translation initiation factor 3 subunit C (gene eIF3c). The transcript is spliced from 12 exons. Gene Ontology annotation, cellular component: eukaryotic translation initiation factor 3 complex. The record is from RefSeq and is a predicted model, not a curated record. Bases 73 to 2754 code for a protein of 893 amino acids. Lineage: Eukaryota; Metazoa; Arthropoda; Insecta; Hymenoptera; Colletidae. Gene Ontology annotation, biological process: translational initiation. Gene Ontology annotation, molecular function: translation initiation factor activity; RNA binding; translation initiation factor binding.
GUCUAACCUAUAGUGGUUUUGCCCUUUGAAAGAAAAAGGAGCAAAUAAUUUUGUUCACUUAUCUUUUGCAAUAUGAGUCGUUUCUUUGCAACUGGUUCAGACUCUGAAUCUGAUAGUGCCUCAGAAGAGGAACAGAUUCAGAGGGCACCAGCCACAGCUUUUACGUUCAGUGAUGAAGAAGAAGAAACAAAGAGGGUUGUACGUUCAACAAAAGAAAAAAGAUAUGAAGAAAUUGCUAAUCUGAUCAAACUAAUAAGAAACUAUAAAAAGAUCAAAGAUAUGAGUAGCAUGUUUUCCAGUUUUGAGGAUUUAAUGCGUGCCUAUCAAAAGGCAUUACCAGUAAUUACAAAGGAAGAAGGUGGUCAAACACCACGUUUUUAUGUCCGGUGUUUGGUGGAAAUGGAGGACUUCAUCACUGAAGUGUGGGAGGAUCGUGAAGGACGUAAAAAUAUGUCAAAAAAUAAUUCAAAGUCAUUGACAUCAUUGCGACAGAAACUUCGUAAAUAUAAUAAAGACUUUGAAGAGGAUAUAAUCAAAUUCAGAGAAAAUCCAGAUCAAGAUGAUGAUGAAGAUGAGGAAAAACCAGAUGAAGUUAUAGAAUCAGAGGAAGAAGAUGACAGUGCAGUUGCAUUUAAGAAAGCUGGUUCUGAGGCAAGCGAACCAGAUUUAUCUAAAUUCAAGAAAAGUGUGGCCGAUGGUGAAGAUGGUAGUGAAAGCGAAUCUGAUUGGGGUAGUUCGUCGGAUAGCGAGAGUACAAGCAGCGAGGAAGAGGGUCAAUAUCAAAACAUACGUGAACGAUAUAUCAAGAAUAAGGCGGCAUAUAAGGAAGAAGACGAGGAUAAGGCAAAACGGAAAGAACAGCGAAAGGAACGCAAGGAAAAGGAAAGGAAGAAGAAGAAAGAUGAAGAUGAUGGUGAAGGCGAGUGGGAGACCGUUAAAGGCGGUGUGGCUAUUCCGUCUGAGAAGCCUAAAAUGUUUGCAAAAGAUGCUGAAAUUAACGUGACUGCAGUUUUGAAAAAACUCUCCGAGAUUAUUGCUGCUCGUGGUAAAAAACGUACAGACAGACGAGAACAGAUUGAACUGCUGUACGAAUUACAAUGCAUAGCUGAUUCUCAUAAUCUUGGAUCAGCUGUAGCAGUGAAAAUUAAGUUUUCCAUUGUAUCUUCUAUUUUUGAUUACAACCCUAAAGUAUCGGACGCGAUGAAACCCGAAUAUUGGUCAAAGAUUCUGGAACGUAUAACAGAGAUGCUUGACAUGUUGUUAGAAACUAAAGAUAUGAUAAUCGCUGAAGUUAUUUCCGAGGAAGGAGAGGAAUACGAAACUCCUCCAUAUAAAAUACACGGAUGUGUGCUGACACUAGUAGAACGGUUAGACGAGGAAUUUACGAAGCUGUUGAAGGAACGCGAUCCACACAGUAAUGAAUACGUCGAAAGGUUGAAAGACGAGAAACAAGUGUCUGCAAUAAUAGACAAAGUUCAGGAAUAUUUAGAAAGGCAAGGAACUGUUUCAGAACUUUGUCGUGUAUAUCUACGUAAAAUAGAGCACUUGUAUUAUAAAUUCGAUUCAAAUGUUCUUAAACAGAAAGAAGGAGAACUUGGUCCAGAAGUUGUAACGUCUGUACAAGUUAUGGAAAAGCUUUGCAAAUACGUUUACGCUCACGAUGGAACGGAUAGGCUUAGAACUCGUGCGAUUCUUUCCCAUAUUUAUCAUCACGCUCUUCACGAUAAUUGGUUCCAAGCACGUGACCUUAUUUUGAUGUCUCAUUUACAGGAGACUAUUCAACAUUCCGACCCAGCCACACAAAUUUUGUAUAACAGAACAAUUGCCCAUUUGGGCUUAUGCGCAUUCCGGCACGCAAACAUCAAAGAUGCACAUAACUGUUUGGUUGAUUUAAUGGUAACAGGGAAGGUUAAGGAACUUCUGGCACAAGGUCUUCUGCCUCAAAGACAACACGAGCGUAGCAAAGAGCAAGAGAAGAUUGAGAAACAGAGGCAAAUGCCUUUCCACAUGCAUAUCAAUUUGGAACUUCUCGAAUGCGUUUAUUUGGUUUCUGCUAUGCUCAUUGAAAUUCCGUACAUGGCCGCGCACGAAUUUGACGCAAGGAGAAGAAUGAUUUCCAAGACUUUCUACCAACAAUUAAGAUCGAGUGAACGUCAGUCGUUAGUCGGUCCUCCAGAAUCUAUGAGAGAACAUGUCGUGGCCGCAGCGAAAGCGAUGCGCAACGGAAAUUGGCUGGCAUGCAAUAAUUUCAUUAUCAACGAAAAGAUGAAUGCUAAAGUUUGGGAUCUUUUUUACCAGGCAGACAAAGUCCGUGAAAUGCUAACGAGACUGAUUAAGGAGGAAGCGCUAAGAACAUAUUUGUUCACCUAUUCACACGUCUAUGAUUCAAUUUCUAUGCCCAAAUUAGCAGAAAUGUUUCAGUUGAAACGAUCUAUUGUUCAUUCUAUUAUCAGCAAAAUGAUUUUCAACGAGGAGCUGAUGGCGUCUUUGGAUGAUCCAACAGAGACUGUUGUGAUGCAUCGCAGCGAACCAAGCCGCCUUCAAUCCCUGGCAUUACAGCUUAACGAUAAAGUGAACAACUUCGUCGACUCCAACGAGCGUAUCUUUGAAAUGAAACAAGGAAACUACUUCCCAAGAGGAAAUCAAGGAAACUUCCGCGAUAGACAAAAUUACAACAGACAGGGACAAGAUUGGGGCCGUCAGAGACGCGAUCGUGAUCGAGAUCGUAACCGAGAGGAAAAUCGAAAUUAUUAAAUCAAAGAACAUCGAAUACUAUUUACUUGGGCGUUUAACAUUGGAUCAUUGUUCUAUCAUGUACACAUUCAUGUAAAUAAUGUUGGAAAUAACAUUAUGCAAAGUAACGGUAUAUUAUUUUACUGUACUAUUGAAAUAU